CAUAUUUGAUGAAACACCGGAACGAUUAAAGGAGAACCUAUUUGUUUACAUAGAUCCGAAGUUGAAAUAUUUUCAGUUUCUCUGACAUCUUCUGGUUUCAAAAUUAGCCAGGGACUUUUUACUAUUUAAUAACUUACAAACAGUGAAAAGCCUUUCAAUUGUCUUGUUUAGUUAGCUCUCUGGAGCAGGUUUUCCGAUUACUACGAGAGUAGCUAGCUAGCUCGAUGUUAGCAGCAAUCUAUCGCUUGCUAUUCAUUUCACGAUGGACGACAGACUAUAAAAUUUGAUGUUAUAAACAAAUUGAAAGGUUGUUAUUUGCAGUUUUACAAAAAUGGAUAUCAGUCUAACAAUUUCCCUAAUGCGGGGACAGAUGGGUAGCGUGAUAGAGAGAGCGGUUAGUGCCGCUGUUGAGACGGUGUUGGGAGAGAUGCUUAGAGUGGUCGGCAUUAAAUUCGACGAGCUGAAGAUGGAGGUAGUAGCUAAAGAGAAAGAGGCGGAGAACAUAAGACAGAUGCUGGAGAUAUCCCGAUCUCAGAUGAAGACCAUGCGGAAACACAUGAACGCUCUGGGUGAGAACGCGCACUCUGCCACUUAUCAGACCUACCGGACAGCAUUCGGCCAUUCUGAUCCCCGCAGAAUUCACGGUUCCUCCGAGGCUUUACCACAGCCGCCGAGAAGGACGGUUCCAAACAACGACCAAAUUCCCACUACAAAUGGAAACGUACAGGCAAGGAAUCGAGUCACCAUCACCAUACCCUCUGAGAAUAUGGUCAGGGCCACCCAGCCCUCUGAUAAUUUGGUCAGGGCCACCCAGCCCUCUGAUAACUUGGUCAGGGCCACCCAGCCCUCUGAUAAUUUAGUCAGGGCCACCCAGCCCUCUGAUAAUUUGGUCAGGGCCACCCAGCCCUCUGAUAAUUUGGUCAGGGCCACCCAGCCCUCUGAUAAUUUGGUCAGGGCCACCCAGCCUUCUGAUAACUUGGUCAGGGCCACCCAGCCCUCUGAUAAUAUGGUAACCGUUAGGGCAACAUCAACAUCCUUUGACACUCACGAUGAUCUGACAACUGUGAUCUCCCAGACUCUGGAGGACCGGACAUUGACACCCACUGUCUCUGCAAUGAAUAGUUCAUCAGAGCAUCUGGAACCUUUGAAAGAGGAGCCCCCAGCCCUCCUAGACCCCGAGGUGUCUGAUGAGAGCCAGAGGAGGGAGGAGGAAGAAGAGUGUCAGGCUGAGUGGACCAUUAGUACACAGCCACCAGAGACAAGCACAGACCCUGGGGCCCAGCUGGUCCUCUCCCCUCCCAGGACUGACGGAGCAGACUGCUCUGCCAGGAGUGUACUGCCAUCCUCCCAGUCCCUGUCCCAGUUCCAAGUGAAAGAGGAGGAAUCUGAGGUGGAGAUCAUCUGUAUCAAACAGGAACCAGAGGAGGUGGAGACCCUGCUGAUAAACCUGGCUGCCGAAGGCUUCAACUCUCAGGGCAACCUUUUAGAUAGGCAGACUCAGGGCAACCUCCUCCUGGACAGUCAUAGGACCAUCCCAGGCUCUCAAAGCCAGAGGGAUAGGAGAGCACCCCGUCCACCACAGAGCCAGAGGACCUUAGCAGAGAAUACACCCUUCACUUCAGCUGACUCUUGUUCAUAUGGGCUGUCCCAGGCAGUGAUGUCCAUGUCAGGAGUUGCUCCCAGGCCCAUGGUGCGUCCGUGGCCCAAGGACCUGAGUCUGUACGAGGAGUUUAAAAUGAGACGAACUGAGCUGAGGAGGAGGAGCCAGACCCGUCAGAGGGAGAUGGAGAAGAACCUUCCCCAGCCUCUAUUAGCUGACCUGGUGAAGGAGAGACGGGAGAAGACCCGGCUCAGAGUGGCCCGCUGGAGAGCCAAGAGGAAGCUGCAGGCCUGUCUACUGACUCAGAUGACCCAACAGACACAACACCAACAGACUGGACCGGGACUGGGCCAGGGGAAUAGUCUGAACAGUGGGCUGGGGAAUCAUAGCCAGAUUAGCCACCACACACAACACAAAACCACAGGCCCCACUCAGACUCCGCAGAGGAACAGUGCUGCCAUCUCUCAAUCGCAGUACAAUAACAGUUUUUUGUACAACAGAAGUCACUGUGAGACUGGGGCUGGUAAUGUUAACUACCCUCCUCUCCAGUUCAACUCCUCCUCUCUAAUGCUGGGGCAACAUGGAGGACACAAUAUGGUGGAGCACAUUAUGCAGCCUACAAUGACAUCAUCCUCACAGCAGGGCCUCUCCCUGACAGACUCUGAGCUCUACCAGUAACAAGGGAUCGUGGGUAUUCAAAUCUUACCCAACAAGUUCUGGAUUACUGCUGUUUUUUGUUGUUGUUCUACCUGAUAAUGAAUUACACCCACCUGGUGUCCCAGGUCUAAAUCAGUCCCUGAUUAGAGGGGAAUCACCUACCUGGUGUCCCAGGUCUAAAUCAGUCCCUGAUUAGAGGGAAAUCACCCACCUGGUGUCCCAGGUCUAAAUCAGUCCCUGAUUAGAGAGGAAUCACCCACCUGAUGUCCCAGGUCUAAAUCAGUCCCUGAUUAGAGGGGAAUCACCAACCUGGUGUCCCAGGUCUAAAUCAGUCCCUGAUUAGAGGGAAAUCACCCACCUGGUGUCCCAGGUCUAAAUCAGUCCCUGAUUAGAGAGGAAUCACCCACCUGAUGUCCCAGGUCUAAAUCAGUCCCUGAUUAGAGGGGAAUCACCAACCUGGUGUCCCAGGUCUAAAUCAGUCCCUGAUUUGAGGGAAAUCACCCACCUGGUGUCCCAGGUCUAAAUCAGUCCCUGAUUAGAGGGGAAGAGUGGAAUUGGCUUUGUGGUCCACAUUUGAAUUAGAGGGCAGGAGACCAACAUUGCAGUACCAGGUCUACUCUACCAGUACCAGUUAUACUCUACCAGGUCUACUCUACCAGUACCAGUUCUACUCUACCAGUACCAGUUCUACUCUACCAUUUCUACUCUACCAGUUCUACUCUACCAGUACCAGUUCUACUCUACCAUUUCUACUCUACCAGUUAUACUCUACCAGUUAUACUCUACCAGUACCAGGUCUACCCUACCAGUACCAGUUCUACUCUACCAGUCCUACUCUACCAGUACCAGUUCUACUCUACCAGUUCUACUCUACCAGUACCAGUUCUACUCUACCAGUACCAGUUCUACUCUACCAGGUCUACUCUACCAGUACCAGUGCUACUCUGCCAGUUCUACUCUACCAGUACCAGUUAUACUCUACCAGGUCUACUCUACCAGUACCAGUUAUACUCUACCAGGUCUACUCUACCAGUACCAGUUCUACUCUACCAGUUCUACUCUACCAGUACCAGGUCUACUCUACCAGUACCAGGUCUACUCUACCAGUACCAGUUCUACUCUACUCUACCAGUUCUACUCUACCAGUUCCAGUUAUACUCUACCAGGUCUACUCUACCAGUACCAGUUAUACUCUACCAGGUCUACUCUACCAGUACCAGUUCUACUCUACCAGUUCUACUCUACCAGUACCAGGUCUACUCUACCAGUACCAGGUCUACUCUACCAGUACCAGUUCUACUCUACCAGGUCUACUCUACCAGUUCUACUCUACCAGUACCAGUUCUACUCUACCAGUUCUACUCUACCAGUACCAGUUCUACACUACCAGUUCUACUCUACCAGUACCAGUCCUACUCUACCAGUACCAGUUCUACUCUACCAGGUCUACUCUACCAGUACCAGUGCUACUCUGCCAGUUCUACUCUACCAGUACCAGUUCUACUCUACCAGUACCAGGUCUACUCUACCAGUACCAGUUCUACUCUACCAGGUCUACUCUACCAGUACCAGGUCUACUCUACCAGGUCUACUCUACCAGUUCUACUCUACCAGUACCAGUACUACUCUACCAGUUCUACUCUACCAGUACCAGUUCUACUCUACCAGUACCAGUUCUACUCUACCAGUACCAGUUCUACUCUACCAGUACCAGUACUACUCUACCAGUUCUACUCUACCAGUACCAGUUCUACUCUACCAGUAACAAUAGAGCAAAUGAUUUGUUUUGUGGAGUCACUCCGUUGUAUGGCACCCUAUUCUCUAUGUAGUGCACUAUGUUUGACAAAGGUCUUUAUGGCUCUGGUCAAAAGUAGUGCACAAUAUAGGGUAUAGGGUGUCAUUUUCAGACACAGCCUAUGCCUUCUGAUGCAGGGCCAAUAACAUGAGAUAUUUCAAGGGGAAUUGUGUGAAUGCAAAAUGAUCUAAAUUGCCUGUGACAAAUUGAUCAAAAAGGCUUUUAUUUUAGGAUAACAGCCUAAUAAUGAUAAUUUAAUUGCUUUUUUUUUAAUUACCUGAGAAUGUUUUAAUGUACAACAACAGUAUUUUUAUUAAAACACAUUAUUUAUGUUAACUUGAAUAAUGACCAUCCCUACAUGUCUUGAAAUAUGGAGUAUAAAUCACUGUACUUGGAUAACUGAUAGAAUCGUCUUGCAUCUAGGUCAAACUAAUGAUUUUAUUUGGCAAACUUCAUUGUCAAUAUUAUUUAAUCAACUGUUAUUUAUACAUUGUAUUGCUCUGCAACUGGAUUUAAAUCAUGAUAAUAAUAUGAAUAAGCUCUAUUCAGAUAUAGGCCUAUUCAAUGGCAUAAUAGGAAACUAUCCAAUACAUUAUGAGUCACUUUUUAGAGUUAUGGCCUAGUCUUUGAUCAGAUGGAAUUUCUCUUGCUUCAUUCCUCUUGUCCCUACUUGAUAGUUUCAUUAGCAGUGUUCAAGGUGAACAGCUGUUUCCAUGAACCUGUCCUGUCAGUUAUGUUUUGACAGCAUUUAGAAAGUUUGCAUAGAAAAUAGAUGGGACAAUUUCCUGUUACUGUGCGUUUCCAUUGUUCAUGAAAACAGCUGGAUGGAAUGACGUCACACCUAUAAAAAACACUUAGAGAAAACCGAGUGUGGAAUGAAAAGGAAGUGGUUUCCAUGAUUGUGCGUUAAUAAAAUGGCGAUAGCCACAUCCCACC
Molecule: messenger RNA, 4988 nt
Organism: Oncorhynchus kisutch (coho salmon)
Lineage: Eukaryota; Metazoa; Chordata; Actinopteri; Salmoniformes; Salmonidae
Exons: 3
Coding region: 332-2278 (648 amino acids)
Source: RefSeq, a predicted model, not a curated record